GUGGGGUCGCGCCGAGGAGGUUCACAGGGCGCACGCGAUGCGGAGGGGUUACUGAGGAGGCUGAUGGGGGUCGCAGCAGCCACGUAAAUGACGCUCCUGGGCGCCUUCUCUUGGGGCGCCUGUAUCACAAUCACUUGGGAUUGUUGUUUAAAAUGCCGGUUCCUGGGUUCCACCCUUCGCCCACCAAAUCUGCGGCUCCUGGGACAGGAAUCUGCAUUUUAGGGAGCACCCCACCUGUGAUAACAGCGUCCACUGAAGUUUGAGAGGCAGUGAUGUAUGGUGGCAAAUUCUUUGCAUUCGGUCUUCCCCCUCCUGGGAGGAGGACCCGUCUUCAUCCCUCCGUAUAAAGAAAAGGGGAAGGAAAAGCUGGAGGAAGACGAGGCCGCGGCAGCCAGCACCAUGGCCGUCUCGGCCUCCCUCAUGCCACCCAUCUGGGACAAGACUAUCCCAUAUGAUGGCGAGUCUUUCCACCUGGAGUACAUGGACCUGGACGAGUUCCUGCUGGAGAACGGCAUCCCCGCCAGCCCCACUCACCUGGCCCAGAACCUGCUGUUGCCUGUGGCCGAGCUCGAAGGGAAGGAAUCGGCCAGCUCGUCCACGGCAUCGCCCCCAUCCUCCUCCACCGCUAUCUUUCAGCCCUCUGAAACCGUCUCCAGCACAGAAUCUUCCCUGGAGAAGGAGAGGGAGACACCCAGUCCCAUUGACCCCAACUGUGUGGAGGUGGAUGUGAACUUCAAUCCUGACCCUGCCGACCUGGUCCUCUCCAGUGUGCCUGGUGGGGAGCUCUUCAACCCUCGGAAGCACAAGUUCGCAGAGGAGGACCUGAAGCCCCAGCCCAUGAUCAAAAAAGCCAAGAAGGUCUUUGUCCCUGAUGAGCAGAAGGACGAAAAGUACUGGACGAGGCGCAAGAAGAACAAUGUGGCUGCCAAACGGUCCCGAGACGCCCGGCGCCUGAAGGAGAACCAGAUCACCAUCCGAGCAGCCUUCCUGGAGAAGGAGAACACAGCCCUGCGGACGGAGGUGGCUGAGCUGCGCAAGGAGGUGGGCAAGUGCAAGACCAUCGUGUCCAAGUAUGAGACCAAGUACGGGCCCUUGUAACCUGUGUGCCCACCAGGCAGUGCUACCUGAACCUCAGACCUGCCUGGGGCUCCCAGAACCCACGCGCGCAUGGAGACUUAUGACUCGUCAUGGGCAAAUGGCGGUGCACCUGCUCCAGGAGCGUUCACGUCCAAGCUUCUUUAUCACAUGGCCAGCGCACGUGGCGACUUCCUUGAGGGGCCAGCCUCCUCACAGGUGGGACACGAGAGAACCUACGGACACGGGUGAAUCAGCCUUAGUUUCUAUUCUUGGAUGUCCCAGUUGAAUCGGAAGGGGGACCUCUGGAGUACAGACCUCCUUUUUCAGGGUGCUCAGGCUUCCCUGACCGCCCCUGCUCCCUGUCACCCAUUUUCCAGCCUGACCGUUGAGACCUGUCUCCGCCGACUAAGUCAUGAUCAUUGUUGUUGCCCUUAUGUCUUCUCAGGUAGCAGAGCGCAUUUCUAGGUCGGGUGUGUCUGUCUCCACCUCACCCUCCCAGAAAGUAUUGGAGAGAAAGUUUCCAUCUUUCUCAGAGGUAGAAAGAUACACCAGCUCCUCCCUAGUGUCUGCAUAGGCACCAGGCCACAGGAGCAAGGUCUCUGCACAGCCUGGGACGGGGUUUGGGUCUGGGGACUGUGCGCAAGUGCACCUAGCCAGUCUUAGCUCCCACACCCUUUUUCUCUUGUGGCUCUGAGGCCUGUCAGUUGGCUCUCUCUGUAUUUCAUCUGCUGUGUAGGAGAGACUCCCAGGGCAGCCAGUCUCUGAGCCCUGAUCACAGUACAGAGGGAGGCCAUCUCUUCUCCAGGUCACUCACAGAAGCCACCUGAAUCUUGUUUGUCCCACUAGACUGGGCCUUUGGACCUGCUGUUUGUUUCCACCCAGUGACCAGUCUCAGAUCCUGGAUUUAGAAGGAAGACCCCCUCGUCUAGGAAGCUUAACUUCCUGGAGCCAGGCUGCACCUUCCGCAUGGUGUUUAGAGAACCGGCUCCUCCAGUCCCCUUACACUGCGGACCAAGAGCUGGGCAUGUUUCUCGAGAAGCUCCUCUGUUUUCUUGCUCUGCUGUCUGGUGUGGGCCAAGCCAGCAUCCACUCUCUCUGAAGGCAGAAGAGGCUUCCUAGCCCUUGCUUCAGGAUCCCUCCCCUGUGCGAGCUGACCCCGAGGUCAUCCGUUGGGCAGAACCUGUGGUCCGGGGUCACCAGGGUCACAGCACAACACUUACGGGAUAGGGGGCUCUUGGGACAUUUGUGCAGGCUGGAGUCUCCUCAUUCUGGGUCCCAGGAGAUGUGGGCCACCCACAUGGGCUGGCCGUGGCAUGGAGUGGAGGGUCCUUGCAGCUGUGGCUUCACUACCUCACAGCUGCUCUUUGUCUUGUGUCCAACUGGACUUUUCCUUUUGCUCUGCCCAGAUUAACUGAGGAAGUCCGUGGAACCCUCUGUGCAUUGUGGUCUGCUGGGGCACCUGGACGUGGGGGUAUUUAUUUGCUCAGGGCGGGCAGCCUGUGGUAAAGGAGUCAGAGGUGAUGGGUGCAUUUUGUCAUGCUUACCACUGGCUUUGUUUAAAGUGGUGGCUCCAAGCCCCAGGCCCUGUCCCCUAAAGACUUUUCACAACAGAUGUUAAGACGAGGGGAAGCCAUGCACUGGCUGUGGACCACACCCCAUGGGAAUGCCAUGGCCCUCCAGGGACCUGCACACCUUUUCUGGGGGACUUGACAAGGGUUCCUAAGGCCAAGGGAGGUAACCCCCUCCCUCUAGGCCCCUGACUUUUACUUUGUGAUUCUAUAAAAACCGUGUUCACACUUUUCACUCUGUUGUAACCACACAGGGCAGUUGCAUCCAGCAUGUCAGUGUCCUGCCCCGGGCAGCUCGCCAGCCCGGUACUUGCCCUCUGGUCUGGCUACCCACCAGGAGGGCAGUUCUCAUUUUGUUAUUGGUAGAAGAGCCUCCAGCUUAAAAGCUCUUCAUUUUCUUUGGCCAAAAAGUGUGUGGUUUGGGGUUUUUGUUACUCUGUUUUUUUAAAGGCUGGACAUUUAAUCUCUGAUGGAGUCCAUGUUCUGACCCCAGUGGGUGACAUGAUGGCCUGAUGGCUCUCCUCUCUUUGUCCCACCUAUGCGUGUUCAACACUGACCCCUUCCACCACCCCCAGGCAGUGGGUAUAUGGUUCCUUCCCAAAGUGCUUAUUUGGAAAGAGUGUGGUGGCUGGCCUCAUUUAGAACAGCCCUUUUGAGUCAGGAGCCUGGCAGGGACAGGAUGAUGUCCAUGGAGGUCGACAUUUUGGGGAACGGAGCCCUCAGGUAAGUGCAUAUCCUUCCCGGACCUAAGAACCAGGUCCUUGCAGAAGGGGAGGGCUGGUGCCUGCUCAGUUUCCAUCAUGGAAUGGGGAGUCCCCUUGACUUCUCCCUGGACCCUCUCCAUCUUGGGCCCAACAGCCAAAGAGUGAGGCUCCUAUGCUCAGAUCUUUGACAUCCUCUAGAAAGCACUGGUGGAUAGAGAAACCAGUGUGAAUGGCUUUCCAUGGGUUCAUGAUCGGCUGUGAGGCACCAUCCCUUUCUAAGUAUCCUGUCUUCAUGGCAGCUUUGAUGCAACCUCAGAAUUGACAAAUCAUGAAUGAACUAGAACGUUACAAGACUAUACAUAUAAUAAAUGUCUAUCUAGAUAUAGAAAUAUAUAUAUAUAUUUAGAGAGAGAGAGCUUUUAGAUAGCUCUCCUGAUGGCAGCAGCCUUGUGGAGGAUUUGGCUAAUUCUUACCUUGGCCAAAGGGAGGGGCUUGCCUGUCUGGGUCCUGAGGUUGGGGAGGCACUUAGCAGUGAACCUUGACUCGAGGUAAGCAUCACCCUGCUGAGGGGGCGCUGAGGCCCUAGGAAGGCAGCUUCUGCCAUCCUCCAGCCUGAGGCAGGGUGGCAGGCAUGGGGGCCAGCAGAGGUGGGUCCCCUCUGUGCUGGGCAGCUCUCCAUCCAGGGCCCUGGGGAGCUCUGCUCUGCAUAACACAAAGGGCCAAGAGCCCCUGGUUUUCAUGGCAAAGCCCCACCCCAGAGCUCCUUGGACAUCCUGUUAAUUAAGUGCAAUAAAUUUUUCUAGAAAAUGGCAAAGAUGACUCCCAGGUGGCUACUGCUAUCUUAAGGCUCUUGGGGAUGCCAGAACCCCACGUGGUUUUAUUUUUCUAAGUGCAUGUGAUGGAAUGAGUGGGGCUCUGCGUCCUCCCCUGGGAGCUGACAUCCCAGUGGCCCUCUCCUUACCUUUGUUAGGGAGAGGAGACGAGGAGAAAAUGCCUUCUUCCCAGCUGGGGAGGGCAGAAGCAGACUAGCCCAUUGGCCUUACGUGCGUGUGUGCGUGUGAAUGUGUCGCUGCUGGUGGGCCGGAGUGAUGCGGCAGGGAGGGAAGCCGGGAAUGUAUCCUUUUCAAAACAAAAUUAAAUAUUUUGAGACGAGAA
This is a messenger RNA of Manis pentadactyla (Chinese pangolin), 4504 nucleotides long. RefSeq names its product TEF transcription factor, PAR bZIP family member (gene TEF). The record is from RefSeq and is a predicted model, not a curated record. Gene Ontology annotation, biological process: regulation of transcription by RNA polymerase II. Gene Ontology annotation, cellular component: nucleus. The transcript has 4 exons. Gene Ontology annotation, molecular function: DNA-binding transcription factor activity, RNA polymerase II-specific; RNA polymerase II cis-regulatory region sequence-specific DNA binding. Lineage: Eukaryota; Metazoa; Chordata; Mammalia; Pholidota; Manidae. The coding region runs from base 277 to 1098 and encodes 273 amino acids.